Fibroporia radiculosa is the source of this 1170-nucleotide messenger RNA. RefSeq lists its product as uncharacterized. The record is from RefSeq and is a predicted model, not a curated record. The coding region runs from base 1 to 1170 and encodes 389 amino acids. Lineage: Eukaryota; Fungi; Basidiomycota; Agaricomycetes; Polyporales; Fibroporiaceae. The transcript has 2 exons.
AUGAAUGUCGACGCGACAUUAUCACUCCUGCAAGAACCAAGCCAUCACACUUAUCCCUACGUCUUCGCCAAUCGCACGCUCGACGACCUCCCGUUCGGAGCGUUGGUUUUCCUAUUCGAGAUUGGGAAGAAGGAGAACACACUCCUCCCUUUAUCCAAAUGUGCCAUCGAAUCUCACCAAGUCGACCUGGUCUAUUCGCUCGUCCAAAACUUGCGCGCUCUCAAUACCGCGAUAUGCGACGCCAAGAGACGCGCCUCCGCUCGCCACAGCAACAUAAAGGACAGCUUCCGUCUCGAUGCACUUCUCCCCCUAGGCAAGAGGAUCAUGGACGAUUUUAUCCUGCGCUUGGACGCACUAGUAUGGUUAGAUUUGCAGGGCCAGCCAGGGAUGACGAAGGACGCGCAAUGCUCCAUCAGGAACGGACUGCUCGGCGAGGCUUUGGGGCAUAUCACACAAGUGGUGAUCGCUAUGGAGAACUACAAGUCCCAUGAGGGACGCCAGCCGAAAAUAUCGCCUUGUCGAGCGAUGUCGGAUCCUUUCACGUUCGCAAAAUCCGCGCCACAACCGCCACCUUACAUAUUCAGGGGACGCAGUCUUGAAGAUCUCCCGCAAUUCGCCCUCGCCUACCUCAUGAAGCUUGGACAAUUAGAAGGUACACUGUUACCCACACCAUCCCGUCUUCCUGCUCAUCAAGCAGAGCUCGUGAGAGAACUGCUUGCGGAGCUCUUCGUGGUCGAGAGAGAGAUCGUGGCGAGAAGUCGCAGGGCGAAAAACGCCCCGCCGGUUCGUGGUCGUGGCGUACGCAAGACACUAUGGUGGAAGCAGGCGGAGCAAUUGCAGGACGAGAACAUCAUGUAUAUCAGGGAUGCUCUCCUGCCCAAACGGACGUCGAUAGUCUACAAUUUCACUCUACAUUUUGACGCCCUCAUCUGGAUGGAGCUUGAAGGCAUUGUUGGAGGCAACAUCGACAUCGUGGCAAUACGCGGAGAAAUGCUCCACCUGGUAUUGAGGAGCAUUGAUUCGAUCCUAGAGUCCCUGGAGGCCGUUGUGACACGAGAGGAGCCCGAGUUCGGGGAAGAUGUCUACAGGCGCACCUUACCAGAGAGAAUCAACGCCUCGCUAGACAUAUACAGGAGGAGCCGUGGGCUGAGACUAUGUUACAGCUAUUAG